This is a messenger RNA of Xenopus laevis (African clawed frog), 2855 nucleotides long. Its product is annotated as taste receptor type 2 member 124. The transcript has 2 exons. Lineage: Eukaryota; Metazoa; Chordata; Amphibia; Anura; Pipidae. Bases 1780 to 2457 code for a protein of 225 amino acids. The record is from RefSeq and is a predicted model, not a curated record.
UGUGUGAGUGGCAUCUGAGUCAUGCCACAACUUUGGUGGCUGAGAAAAUAUUUGUAAAACAGUGAUGCAAAUUGUGUAUUUAAAUUACUGUCAGCGCUAUUUAUGCACACAAAAACCUCGCACAAUGGACACACCCGUCUCAUUUGCGAGUCAUUUGUGAACAUUUGUGCACAAAUGCAACUUCCCAAAGCCGGAAAGAGGGGCACAACAGUGCAAUAGUUUAGCCUUCAUGAAAAAACAUGGGAAAUACUACCAUUUGCGAAUAAAUAGGUGCUGCUUGAACUUUAUAAAUAACAGAGUUUUGGGGUGGAUGAUCAAGGUUUUGUAAAACACAGGGUGUAAUUAUUUGCCAGCAGUGUAUUCAUGUGAUGCUAGAGGCACAAUGAUUUGCACCUGGUAUCCAUAAAGGACUUCCUCCUUCAAAUGGGUGUGUUUAGACCAACUGUAUUUCUUUACACGUGGAUAUUCUGCCCCUAUUUAAUUUUUUAAAAAUUUUCUCUGAAAAAUGUGUUGUGAUUCCUUUUUUUCAUCAAAUGACAUUUAACGUGUCUGUAUUUUUUGAGCUUAGCAAGGAAAUUAGAAUAUCUUGAGUAAACCCACCAAUCACCGGACGUGGAACCUAAGCAUGUUCAAGAAGUUAUUCUACUUUUGUUAUCUGCUUUUUUAGGUGCCCGAAGUGUGUGUGUUGGAUCUCUACAGUUUUAGAAAAUGUGUAUUGCGUUUUGAUUUGGUGAGCUAUUCAUUUUGAAUAGUCUAAGCAGGUGUAGUCAGCUAAGAAACCACUGUACUAUAAAACCAAUGAUCAGAUUUUAGGUUUCUUAUGAACUGGAAAGCAUUUUAUUCCUGUCAUGGGAUAUAAACUGCAUUAAAGUGCCCCCUAGAGCAAGCUAAGAGUGGAACCUACAUGGCCGGAAGAUAUUACCCUAGUUAAGGGUCAAAUAAGCUACUAAUUGUGUAGAUUCAACAUGGAAAUGCUAUAGGCCACCCUUAUGACAGUGUUUCCCAAUGAAAUAAAUGGCUGGGGUUAUGUUUAAUUUCUAUAUCUCUUGGCUCAGCCUCAAGAUGUAGACCAGAGGACUGGCCAGUGAGCCCAUUGUAGAUGUUUUAGCAGCUCAAGAUACUCACUUGGUACACUACUAUUACUACUACACUACUACAUAGUGAGGUCUGCACAGUGACUGGUACACACCAGUACAAGACCCGAAAUCACGCAGAGUGUAGACUUCUAGAAUGUCAAGAGAAGAAUUAAGACCAUUUCUGAAUGCUAAGAAAGAGGAGGGAAAGAGGAAGACACUGCUAUGCUAUGGUUAUUCCAACCAAACUACAGGUAUAAGGGACUAAUUUACUAACAGUGUAGGUGCUAAUUUGCACUAGUUUAGCAAUUAAUUUUGUUCAGAACUAUUGAGAACUACAUAUAUUUGAAAGAAAACACAGUGUGAAUACAGGACAAUGCAUGGCUCACUGGUAAUAUGGCACAUUGAGAAUGAAAAUAUGUGAAUUAAGUAGAUAGAUAAAAAAUGAGCCCCAGUCUUUUUCUAACAGUAAAAUGCCAUGGGAGUAAAAAAAUGAAAUAUAAUUUGCAUUCCUGAUAACAAAUUACACAGGUGCCCUUCCCCUUGCAUCACAAUAGUACCUUGGGCAAAAAUCCAAUGAUCUUUACAUAAGCUGCAAUGAUCAUUACUGAUUUUAUCCACUGCAAGAAGGAGGGAGAAAUCUGAACAGGCUGGUGCAAAGCUAUUUAGAUCUUUUUUUUGUAGAUCAGAGCUAUUACAUGCUACUAUGGAUCGGAUGGAUUGUGACUGGAACAACUGUUCAACCUACAAACCUGUGGAAUUUAUGAACAUACCUGUACAAGAAGCCAGAACAGCUUCAGUCCUGUUUAUAGCUAUAUCCUUUGUGGGAAUCAUCACUAACAUGUUCAUCGUGUCUGUUAAUUUCCAUUCCUGGAUAAAAGAGCAAAGCAUGAACCCGAGUGACUUCAUAAUUGUUUUCUACAACCACGGCAUUCAUAAGUUUAUCAGUCUGGAAUGCAAAUUAAGAAGACAUUUUCCAAUGAUCAAUUGUUAUAUUCCAUUCCUGAUUAUAGUGGUCACCACCAGCCUUAAUAUUGCUUCACUCUACAAACACAUUCGUUGUAUGCAAAAAAACAUGGGAGAGUUUGGUGGUCCCAACCUGAAAAUUCAUCAAAGAACAGUACUUACAAUGACGCUUCUUCUUAUUUUUUAUCUACUCUCUUAUGGUUUACUACUGGGAUCUAACUUCUUUCUAAAAAUCGAACUAUUGAUGAGGGUUUACUCCAUGGCACGGUGUCUUUUUUCCCCUAUUCAGUCCAUCAUUCUUAUCAUGGGGAACUCCAGACUGAAACAGACCUGUGUGAACAUAUUAAACAGCUGCAGGAAAAUGUUCAGGGAAAGGGGAAAUACACCUACUAUUUGCUCCUUAACCAAAUAUAAGUAGCUAAAAAAUGUAAAAAAACUAGCACUGCUCUUUAUUCUGUCUUAUUUAAUCUUUUUUUGCAUCAUUCUGUGUGUGACUUCAGUGUAAUGGAUCUUAUAUUAAGUAAAAGAAAGCAAGAAGAUUAUAUGAAUUUGUAAGUGGGUGGUCCUUGUGUUUAUGAACGCAUGUAAUGUAUAUGUAAUUUUUGUAUAUGUAUUUUGCCAGUUUCUAUAGAGAACUAUGAGGUGUAUGGGGAUAGUUUUAAUGGAUUUAAUUUAAGUAAUAACUGUAUUAUAUAGGCAUAUUCCUAUAUUGUGUGCUAUUGCCCCUUUCCACCGCACUGGCCACCAUUUUUUCAAUAACUUGCACUAGUCACUGUGUUCGCUGUGUACCUGAGGAAGAUGUGUUUAACUUGAGAG